AUGAAUAAACAUAUUAUCGAUUUGAUAGUAAACCGUAGAUUAUUAGAAAACAAAAGAAUUGUUAAUAAACAUAUAAUACGAUUAAAUUUAGAAAAUAUUAUUUUAAAUUUUGAUGAAUAUUCCAAGGCUUACAAAAAAACACACCAUGAUUUGUUACAUAAUAUUAGCAUAUACACAAAAAUAAUAAAAUUAGAUUAUAAUUAUUUAUUAUAUUUUUAUAAAAAUUUGGUUAAUCCAUUAUUGAAUGAUAAAAAUAUAAAAACAGAUAUUAAUUUUUUAUCAAAUAUUAUUCAUACAUUUAAAAAGAAUGAAAGAUGUAAUCAUAUAUUAAAAGAACUGAGUGAAUAUAUUCUAUCAAAACUUAAUAAAAAUGAAGAAGAAAUAAAAUAUAUCAUAAAAGAUAGUGAUACAUCGACAAAUGAUUUAAAUACAUGGAUAAAUAUCCUACAUGUUUUUUCAAAAUAUAAGAAUAUAAAUAUUAUUGAAAUAUUACAAAAAAUUAUAAUACAAGAAGAAAAACAUAUAUUAUCUUCUAAUGAAUAUAUAAUAAAUACGAAUAGAAAAGAAAAAAUAGACAUAUCAUAUGGAAAAAAUAAUUUUUUUUUUUUUUUUUUUUCUGUUACACCUUAUAAACAUAAUGUAUAUAAUAUAAAUAAAGAGAAAAAAAAUAUAUUCUUAUCAUUAAAAAAGAUUAAUUAUAAAUUAUUAGAUACAUUAAGUCCUAGAACAUUCAGUAUAUUAAUAAAUAUAUUAACAAAAAUACCUGUAGAACCAUGUAAUAAUUUUAAUGCAUUUGUUAUAUCAAAAAUAAAAAGUAUGCUUAAGGAAUUUUCAAAUAUAGAUUUGUGUUUAAUAUUUGAAAGUAUAUAUUAUUAUUUUAAAGGAAAUGAUAAAAAUUUUUAUUUAUUAAAUAAUAUGAUUUAUAAUGAAAUAUUAAAAAGAAUAGAAUCAUUCGAUCUUUUACAGAUAUGUUUAAUUUUUAAUCAUUUAAGAAAUUAUAAUUUUGAUUAUAAAAAAAUUAAUACAUUUAUCUCAUUAUUUAUAAUGAAAAUUAAAAAAUAUUAUAAUUUAUAUCAAGAUGUAAAUAUAGAUAGAGACAAAUAUAUUUUAUAUACAAAAGAUAAAAAAUCUCUUAUUGAAAUAAUGCCAAUGUUUUUCUUAUCAUAUAUUAAAAAUACUCCAUAUUUAUUUCCUUCAUAUAAUUUAUUUAGUAUAUUUGUUAAUACUCAAUUUUUUAUUAUAAACAAAUAUAUAUUAUAUUUAAAAAAUAAUUAUUACUUACAAAAACAAAAUGGAUAUAAACAUACAACAUAUAAUUAUUAUUAUAUAAAUUUAAAUAAUAUUAAUCAAACAUUGUGUAAUUUUUUUUAUGCUUAUUCAGGAUAUAUGCAUAACACAUUAACGAUAUAUAAUUCUGAUAAUCAUAAAUAUAUAUAUAUCAAACAUUUCUAUAUAACUCUCAAUAAUAUAUAUCGAUUUUUAUAUUUUUUUAAAUUCUUAUAUGAAAAUAAUUCAUAUUAUUUACAAAAUAGCAAAGAGAACUUUUUAUUAUCAAUACAUAAGUCACAACUAUUAAUUUUUUUUUAUACUUUUUGGUCAUAUAUAUCAGAUAUAUUAUUAUAUAUAUAUAAAUAUCAUAAUCAGCAUACUAUUAAAAUAUUAAAAAAUAAAAAUAUUUAUAUGUGCAAUAAUAAAUCUAAUUGUAAUAUAUUUAAUGACAUACAAACAUAUCUCUGCAAAAAUAAAAAAAAGGACGAUGACCAUGUUAUUUUUUCUUAUAUAAUAAAAUUAUCAUAUUUGAAAAAAAUAUAUUAUAUAUUAAAUCUAUUAGAUUCUACAAAUCUAGAGGAUCUAAUGAACGAAUCAUUAAAAUAUAACAACACAUAUAUAACUUCAAUUUAUAAGAAUAUAAUCGACACAUUGAAUAAUACUCAGCAUCCUAAUUCCAAACGAUGUUAUUUAUUCAGAAGAAAAAUAAUUGGCCCUUACACAGCAUCGCUACUGCUUCAAAAAUGA
Plasmodium gaboni is the source of this 2016-nucleotide messenger RNA. Its product is annotated as putative membrane protein. The transcript has a single exon. Bases 1 to 2016 code for a protein of 671 amino acids. NCBI's taxonomy places the organism in Eukaryota, Apicomplexa, Aconoidasida, Haemosporida, Plasmodiidae. The record is from RefSeq and is a predicted model, not a curated record.